Messenger RNA from Colletotrichum truncatum, 6030 nucleotides. Its product is annotated as transcriptional corepressor of histone genes. Gene Ontology annotation, cellular component: nucleus; HIR complex. Gene Ontology annotation, molecular function: nucleosome binding; protein binding. Lineage: Eukaryota; Fungi; Ascomycota; Sordariomycetes; Glomerellales; Glomerellaceae. The record is from RefSeq and is a predicted model, not a curated record. Gene Ontology annotation, biological process: chromatin organization.
AUGCCGGCCUUUCAAGCAAUCAAUGUUGAGCCGGAGGAGAACAUUGACGAUGAGAUUGACACGACCCGCGAGCUUCAUGUGGAUGAAGCUCUAAAGCGGUUUCAGACAGCUCUGAAGCUUCAUGCCCAAGGCCCUCGAUUCUUCGACGAAGCUGCCGAUGCCUACGAUGAUCUCUUCAAGUCCGAAAUCUUCAAAUACCCUGAGGCGGCCACCGAGUUUGAUAGAGGGGAGCAAAACCCUGAUCAACUCAUCACCGAUGCUGCCCUUGACGGCAACUUGGACCUCCAGGUCGCCGACGUCGACACCGCCACGAGCAGCUUGCCCCAGGCCUUUUUCCUCGCACACAAGAAUCGCGGCCAGUUUCUGCUCGACCGAACCCGGCAUGCUGCACGAACCAACGGUGAAAGCUAUUUCGAGAACGAUGAGGCGCUCCGGAACAUGCACAAUGCCCUGGCCGACUUCAACGCAGCCCUCGAUCGCGAUCCGUCCGAUGCCGAACUUUGGAGACGUACCGCGCGUGUCGCUGCCUCGCUGAAAAGCGCAAGGCUCAGUAGAUACUGUCUUGAGGCCGCUAUCGAACUUGACGAUGACCCAGCUGUCUUGGAAGUCGAGCCCCCAUCCUUAGCCGAAGGGUUUGCUGGGCAGCAACUGAAGGACCAACUACAAAUACUAAGUGAUGAGAUUGCCCUUUCACAUCCAAUCAUGGGACCCUGGGUCAAGCGAGACAUGCCGGAUUUCAUCAAGCGUCACAUCGAUCCCAUUCCAUUUCUUCCGAACCCUAUCAAAGAUCUCGAGUCUAUCCGCUCCACUGUCGAAGAAGCUGGGUCAAGCCGUCUUACUAUAACACUGCCAACCUCAUCGUGGGUAGACCUAGGCAUGGCCCUGGUACAAUUCGUUCUCGAAAAGGGACAGACAAGUCGGGGUGUAGUCAUUGAGCUUCCAGAAAUGGAAGAAGACGAAGAUGUUGUUAUGGAGAGUCAGCCAGAGCAAGAUGGCCCUGUCGACGGUUCAGAUGCCAAGGAGGGGUCUGUUGAGAAUGACAAAAAGCCCGCAGACGCCAACGGAGAAACUAAGCCUUCGGAAACUGAAAAACCUGGAGAAGACAAAGAGGCAGUCCCCGAAGAGCCGCCCAAAGCGCCGGAAACCACUCGUGAAACUCGCAAGGGAAGAAGCGUCUCUCAGCCGACCCGAAAGCGCUCCCAAUCGGCUGCUGGCAUCCCUGAGAAUCAGGAUGAGGAGAGCCUAGUCGAAAAGAGGAGCAAACGUAUUCGUCGACGAGAGACAGCAGCCGCGGAAGAAGUUGUGGAUCCCAGCGCUGUUCAUGCAUCUCAAUUAGCACCUUAUCAGGCAGCCGACCAAAACCUGUUCCAAGCCACGAAGAAUAUGCUGGAGAACAUCGGAGUCACCAGUCAGGACACUUUGGACCGAAUCAGCGAAGUGCUAGAUUCCCUGGUAUCCGAGGAACGCGCAGCAUCUAUUAAGAACCAGGCCACAAUGGAUCUGCGAAAUGCUUUCCUCUCCUUCAGCGAAGAUAACGCAAAGAUCUUGCUCAAUAAGCAAGCUCAGGCCUCAUUGAGCUUGUCCUCUUUCCUAGAGCAUGCCAAAGGAGGCUCUCAAAAGAUGUCGGUUAUACCGCCAUUCAAGGAAAGCCAGGGAGUUACUGCUUUUGCAAAACGAGUCAACUCUUCUUGGAUGACCGCCCAAGAGGUUGCCUAUGAAUGGAUCAAGACGAUAUGCCCCAGCUAUCUUGAAACCAAAUGGUCAGACGCAAUGAAGACUGCCGUGGUCCAAGUUAUCAGCCGGUUCGACCAGGACAUCCUCCAAUCUAUCAACUACGACAUGGAGUGUGCACGGCAAUCAGAUCAACAGGAAGAGCAGCUCUCCUUCGUCAAGAACAUCGUAGAGAUGCUUUUUGAAAUCCACCUCGACGUCUAUGAGAGGAUCACUAAUCCUAAUAGUGUUGUGGACUAUAGUAUUCGCGUUGAGGCCAAGGGGCGCUUAGGUCGUUGGUUGGAUAUUGCAUCCGCAUUGCUUCGCGGAAGUCCCGAAGAAGGCAACGAGAAGCUUACCGCUCGGUUCCUUUGGGCUGCUAUUUUCUCAACUACCUUAACCGAGAACGCCUCGAGAGAGUAUAUUCUCCAGUGUUGGACAAGUUUGCGGGAUUUCCUUGCUGAAGGACAAGUCGAUCAAUUACACCUGCCCAACAAUCCAGUGAUACCGGAGAUUUCUGAAGCUGCGGCCGAUAGGGAAAUUUCUAAGCUUACUACGAUGGACUUCUUUCUCGGUUUAUUUCAAGACAACGUCAGCGACCCUGUUGCUGUUAUCGACAAUUUGGAGCCUGUUCUCAACCCAGGCUCGGUCUUUGUUGCCCUUGACCCCGAAGAGACUGCGAAGAAUGGCGAGCGCUCUGGGUCUGGCCGACCCAAGACCAAGAACGUUCCUAUUAAAGACUAUGCGACCCAGAGUUUACAAGACCUCUGGCGGUUCCUCCUGGGAACAAGCACGGAAUUACGCCUCUUCCUUUGGUCACGCCUCAGCGACGCGUACGGCACUAUCCAAUAUUCUACGAAGCAGUUUUCAUGUCAGCUCAGGGCCAUCGAGAUGCUAACUACAGACUUGGAGAGUGACAGCUACCUCAAAAACGACCCAGAAACCAGGCCGCCGCUAUUACUCAAGAUGCUCAAGUCUCUUGAUGACCUUCUGAUCUCUGCCCUUUCGCUGGCUUUGAACGAUAACACUGCGUACGACAUUGUUGACGAAGAUCACUUGAAAACGAUAUCCACGGCGCUUGCUAAACUCAGUUGCAUGCUCCAUGCCUCAGCGAUGCAUGAGGAUGAGAUUCGAAUCGGAAUGACAAAGGUGCCACCAAGCAGCCCAUCGUUUCAGCCAUUCAUCAAUAAGUUGCGUGAGAUACAAGUCCGCGUAUGGUGCCUCCAGUACACAGUGAUCAAGGUCGGCGUCAAUCAGAACCCCAAAAUGUUUCCUCAACCCGAGAUGGAGCUUGCCGACUAUCUCUCAGCCAUUCAUCAGGUUCUUGGUUUAAGAAAAUGCUGCAAAGCAUCCAACAAGAUCUUCCUAAAGAUGAUGCGUGUUGAGCUGCUGAAGUUCAAGAACAUUGAGAACUGGGAAGAUUAUCUGGGCCAAGUUCUUUACGAUCUUCACGGUCUUAAGCUCGGAGUUGGCGUUGGCGAGGUUCAGGAUCACGGCUGUCCGCCUGAGAAACUCGAGAAGCGCAACGCAAUGCAGCUCGUCGACAAAAUCACAGUUCUGGCGCGGAGAAUGCCCAGAAAAGACUUGCUCAAGUCGGACCUCAAGGCGACAAUUGAACACAUGCAAGGAGCUAUCGGGCAAACCAAGUCCACUCCUCAGAUGAUCCACAACCUGAGGAAUUUCACAGAGUAUCUGAAGCGACCAAUCCAUCCUCUUCGACUUUACCAGGCUCUUAAUGGGGGCGUUGAGUUAGACGUCGUUGCCGUAAACACACCCGAGAGUGCUCUGGCUAAACAUGGGUGGUUCUUCCUUUUGGGUAUGAUCGCGCUCACAAGGUUUAAACAGGUUGAUUUGAGCAAGAGACAGACACCAGGUGCUACUGAUGACCUGCGACUUGCGGCAACUUUCUUGCGACUCCAACUCCAGUUUACCCCUGAUAAAUGGGAUGCAUGGUUUCGCUUAGCCGAGUGUUUCGACUACGAACUUGACGAAGCUGUCCUAUGGUCGGCCGACAAGAUGAAUAAGGAGCGCGCCGAAUUGCUCAAGGUCCAGCGUAACUCAAUUCACUGUUACACACUGGCGCUUUCCAAUUCAUGGGAGGCAGAAAUUGACGACGAAGACGAGGAUCCUCUGUACGAACUGUAUCACAAUUUUGCUAUGCGUCUGUACGCCUCGAGUCGUGAACCCCUCGCUAUGGAACCAUUCCAGCAUGCGGAUCACGAACGUUUCUUCAUCGAGAACAUGGGCAAUGGAACGUUCCAAAAAGUCCUCCACGACCAGAUGCAAGACUAUAAGGUCUGGAAGUAUGCCGCUGGCUUGUUCAAGCGGGCAAUGCGACGCAAGCCGCAAGACUGGAGGAACCCAUUCAUGCUCACCAAAUGUCUCUGGAAAAUGUACCAGAAACCCUUGGACCAGCUUAGCGAGAAAGAUCGCGAGACCCGUCCGUCAGUGGAAUACUUGAUCUCGGCUCUCGAGCACGCUGUCGAAGUGGUGGCUGCUGUGCCCAAGUCCAGACACAGCGACCCCAUUUUGGAGCCGCACUACAAGAUUGUGUCAAUCGUGCAUAAGCUUGUCGUGAGAGGCGACCUCACACCGCAGGAGGGCGCGGAUAUUCUGUCAAGACAGCCGUAUGGUAUGGAGCUGGGCGACGAUAUCACAAUGACAGACAUUGAAGACUGGGAGGAAUACGUCAUUAGAAGCCUGCAUCACCUCCGGGACAAGGACAAAUCCAACUGGCAGCACCGCAUCAUCAUGCGUCACGCCCGUCUGCUGUUUGACGAAGAUGGCGAGUCACCCGAGUUGGUGCAAGCCAAGGCGGCGUUCAACGUUCUUCGGGAGUCCAUGUUUACUAAGACCAUGGUCAUGAACGUCUGGAAGUGUGACGCUGAACGGCCUGGGCGGCAUCAUGUGUAUACCGCCCAGUACAUUCGAUUCAUGGUUAAGCUUUUGGUCGUUAUGAACGACAGAGUCAAUCUGGAAAUGGUCCUGAGACGUCUUCGGAAGAAGGGCGCCGAUUUCUACCACUUCAGCGAUCUGUGGCAGACAUGCUGUAUGGCCUAUCUCAGACUUCUGCGACAGGGAUUCCAUGUGCCUCCGACAUUGGAAGACUCUUUCAAGCUGACUUCGCUGGAGGAGCUGGAAAUCAUGGCAGAUCGCAUCACGGAGUGGGCUGGCGGGCCAUCCACCGAUAUUCCUGCUUUCAACUGCCUCAAAGAGACAAUAGAGUUGAAGAAACUCAACGGCGGUCUCAUGAAAGCAGGGGCCAUUGACGAUCUUAUCAACGAUUGCUACGCAAUUAUUUACCAGGAAAUCGGCCCUACCCUUCCAGGCCCUGAACCCCACGAGGUUUUGGAGGCACGUGCCAGAGCCCGCGCCAGAGAGGAAGCCGAUGGUGGCAAUGAGCUGAAGCCGUCGAACGCUCUUGGCAACCUCUUGAACCCUUCUAGUGCACAAGAUUCCGGCACAAACGGGGAGACUGGGGGUGAUAAAACGGCUGCCGCACCCGAGGCUGCCCCGAGACGAAGGGCUGGUGUUCGAAGGCCCGACAUCAUUCGUAAAGCCGAGCAAGCUUUUGCUCGCUUUGGUGAAGCGCCCAAGUCGUCAGUGGCUCCGUCUAAAUCCCGCGUUGGAUCGGUCUCAAGCGGAAAGAACGGCGGGCAGACGCCUACAGGAGAUGCCGACGAGGGCAGUGAUGCAGAUGAGAAAGAGGGACAUGAGGAGGGCGAAGAUGUUGAAAUGAAGGACGACACCGCAAUGGAAGCUGAGGAAGGCGAAGACGGAGAGGAAGAAGCGCCCGCACACGGUACAGCAGCAUCUAGCCCUCGGGGUAGCAUUCACGACUCGGCAGAUGACGAAAGUGAGCUUAGUGAUGUUCCCGACGACUGGGACGAGCAGCCACCUCCAUCGUUGAUGCUCUUCCCUAAUUUGAGGAAGAGUGUGGACUCUACAAGGAAUGAGAGUGGCGACUCCAGCGGCGAAGAAGAUGAAGAGGAAGAAGAGGAGGAGGAGGAGGAGGAGGAGGGUGAGGAGGAGGAGGAGGGUGAGGAGGAGGAAGAGGAAGAAGAAGAGGGCGACGAAGGUGAAGAUGGUGAGGAAGAAGAGGGUGAAGAAGAGGAAGUCGAAGAUGAGCACGGUGAGGAGGUCGAAGACGAGGAGGGUGAAGAAGAGGAGGUCGAAGAGGAAGAAGGUGAAGAGGCAGAGGCAGAAGAAGCAGAAGAUGGCGAAGAAGCUGAGGAACAAGACGAAGAUGAAGAAGACGAGGACCAAGAAGAAGAUGAAGUAGAAGACGAGGAUGAGGAGACGAUGGCCGACGAGGAGUAG